Messenger RNA from Carassius auratus (goldfish), 4875 nucleotides. It is a transcript of the gene wdr97, whose product is annotated as WD repeat domain 97. Bases 230 to 4024 code for a protein of 1264 amino acids. Gene Ontology annotation, molecular function: protein binding. Lineage: Eukaryota; Metazoa; Chordata; Actinopteri; Cypriniformes; Cyprinidae. The record is from RefSeq and is a predicted model, not a curated record. The transcript has 21 exons.
GCUCUGUUCAGACGGAUGUUAACGACCUUCGACAGAUUUUUAAUAACAAACAGCCGCAAUUUACAAAUGACAUAACUGCCACGAACAGACAAAACGUAGCAUGAUGACCUUUGAGUAGUAACUCCAUAAACUAGCGCUACAUACAAGUCAAAGAAGAUCAAAAUAAACUGAUUCCGAAACAACAGAUGAAUCGGAGAAGACUUUCCAAUCCGUGAGGUGACCUGGUGUAAUGAAGAUGGUUAAAGAGGAGAAGGAGACCUCACAGGUUGAUUCUCUGAAAAGUUCCUCACCUGAACAAACAAAUGGAGAAAAAAACGGUCAAGCAUGUACGGAAAGCAUCGAUGAAAUGAAUUAUUGGAGUGUUAGCCCCAGCAUCCUCACCCAUGGCCUUUGUCAUGUCCUCCACCUCUGCUGUGAGGAGUCUGUGAGUCACAUGACCUGUGGCGAGGGCGCUGGGGGCUUCGCUAGUCUUCACAGGAGCAGUCGUGUGCAGUUCUAUUAUCCCGAUGGCCGACUGCGAGAUUCGUCUUUUUGUCAAUCCCUCACCUUCCGUUAUGCCGGCCUCACCUCCACACAUUUGCCAGGCAGACUGGUCGGCUGGGGACCUGGGGCCGUUCUCACUGUACUAGAUGCAGAACUGAAUCCUCUGGUUCAUGCUGUGGAGCCCAUGGAUGUGAGGGUGUGCAAGAUUUUGGAGCACUCUAAUGAGCUUGUCACAGCUGGAGAGGGAAAUGUAUGUGUGUGGUGCCUCACACACUUGGUGUGUCGUAAACGGGUGGUGGAGGGUUUGGGGAGACAAGUUGUGUUCACACAUCUAGCACUGAUGACUAGCAGGACUGAGCAGGGCCUCAGAGCACUGGCUGCAUACGGACGCGCUGUGGUUAUGGUGGACCUUACAGAGGGAUGCAUUAUGGAGCAUAAGAAGAACCUUCAUUUCAGGGAAAUCACAGGGAUGGUCUACUGUCCACUUAGGGAUAUUGUAGUUACUGCAUCAGAUAUGACAAUCAGAGUGUGGGGACCAGACUGGGAACUUCAGAUGGCCUUUGUGGGACAUACUGCUCUUGUCACUUCUCUAGUUCUGUGUCCUGUGUCUGGCCUGUUGUUGUCAUCUUCUCUUGAUGGUACUUUGAGAUGCUGGAGACCAGAAGUUGGAGACCAGGUCCAGAUUAUAUCCAUUCCUAAUGGGUGCCCACCUCCUCUUGUCAUGGGAGGCCCGGAUAGUGCUGGCACCUUCUUCUCAUAUUCCACCAACAGUAUGGACUUCUGGACCUUCAAAUGCCUUUACAAUCUACACUGCAGACUGGAUGGGGUCCUGAGAGGUCCUGUCCGCCAAAUCUUGACCCCACCAACCCCCCCUUCCUUCCGUGCCUGUGUAGUUUGCAUCCAUGGAAACAACGAUGUCACAGUUGUGGCAGAAACGGGUGAAGUGCUCACUAGAUUCCAAGCCAAUGGAAGAGUAAGGUGUGCUGAUUACUGUGUCCCUAAAGAGAUUUUACUGGUCCUCACUGAGGAUGGAGUGGUAACUACUGCUAGUACAUUGACCAGUCCAGUAACAGUACUGGAUGAGUGGCAUGGGAUAGAGCAUUGGGAUUGGUCAGGUGGGCAGAUGCAAGCUAAUAUAGGCAUAGUUUGCUGCAUGGUCUUAUAUAAUGAUGUUAAAGAUAUACAAAUCGGACAGGAAGAAUGGAGGUCCUUACAGAUGCAGAGAUCACAAAAACCAAAGAAGAUACAACUUCUACAUGAUGCAAAAAACAGGUUUCUGGUUAUACUGGGCCAUUGUGGUGGAUGUGUGUCUGUGCUUAAUAUGCAUUCAGGCAAAAUCCAGUUCAGGACUUCUGCUCACAACAACCAAAACCUCAGCAGCAUGCAGGCAUACCCCAACAGUGGCUACCUGCUGACUACAGGUGAAGAUAAAGCUUUGCUAGUUUGGCGUGUGUUCCCAUGUGCUCAGCAGUGUUUGAGUCUCUAUUUCAGCGUGUUGUGUGAUCUGCCUCCGGUUUUAAUGGCACUGAUGGGAACCCAACUCACCGUCGCCUCACAAGAUCCUGAAAACGAUACUUAUAGCUUGGUACAAUAUAACUUAGAGAGCCAAAGCAGAUCUGACCAGCAACCCAAAGAAAAGCAUCACAACAAAAUCACAGGCCUGUGUGCUUGUCAUCAACUGAGCAUGUUUGCUUCAAGCAGUCAGGAUGGGACUGUACGGAUCUGGGAUAUGGAAAACCACCUUCUUAGAAUUCUUCAACUGAAUGCAGAGCCGGAGUGUUUGGCGUACUGUGAAAGUGGAGACCUGCUACUGGGCAUCACCGGAGACCUCUACAGAAUCCCCCAAACACAACUACUGCCUCUAGACUGCAGGACACAAAAAUGGUAUCCAGACUCUGAAUUACUCAAAUCCUGUAUCCCAAUCAUGAGCCAUGAAUGCAGGACAGAGAGUUGCCAUAUUAUUAAAAAGGAUGGUCCUGAAAGGCAGGACAGGAUAAAAGAUCUAGACUUUGGGGCAAUUAUGGCAUUACAUAAAGAUCUGGAAUCCUUGCAAAAAGGAGAGGUUGAGUGCAGAAGGAAAAAACCAGCCAACGUAAAAUCCAAACGAGAGGCUUUCAAUAAUUACCUGGGUCUAAUCUGCAGGCGACCCCUUGAUAUAAGGAUUCCAGAAGAUAUGUUUGAUGUGUAUUCUACACUUUUUCCACCUAAACUUCCUGAGCUUCCUCCUCUGAGUCCUCCCUCCUUCACCGACGGCUUAUCAACGAGACUACAUUCUCCUAAAACACAGCAGAGCGAACUAGAUGAAGUGCACUGCUUAUAUAAUGAAGAGGAGGAGAAGAAGAAGAAGGAAGAGGCUCAGAAGCAUCGCACACCCAUCGCAAAGACUCCAUCAACACAGAGGAGCCCUCUUCCUCCUUCACCAGUGGCAGACACACUCAUAUACCCUCCACAAAAGGCCCUUCCACCAAUAAAGAGUCCUACACCCCCUCUGACCCCACCCUCUGAGCCUGCCCCACCUUUACUCACCUCUGUCCCUCCCUCGCCCUCUUCUGCCCUACCCUCUCCCACCUCACAUCUACCAGAGUUCCUCCUGCAGUAUGUGGAUGAACACUGGUUUCAAAAGAUGUUUCCUGAUCUGAGUUGUGUUUCAAGUUCUUUAUGCCCCAAGGAAUUCUGCAAGCAUCUGUUGAACUUUAUGAUGACUUGCAGCAUGGCUCAGAAGAAUAGCAUCCUGAAUGCAUUACUUAUGCUAAUACAGCAGAAGGUGCUAGACAAAGAAUCUCUCAGCACCGGACUGCUGGUUUGCCUGAAAAACUACAUUCACAAAAACAUGUCAAGGGAGGAACAGCAUUUUGUCGGUGAGCUGCUAAAUGUACUGGUGUACCUGAGUCCUGACAGUUUUGACACCAUUGUAGAGCUACUUGCUAUGUUGGCAAAUAAAGAAGCUGAUCUUAAGGCUUUAGUACUGUGUGUGCUGCAAAGGUUGGGUGUGGAGGAAGCUGAACUGUGGUUAUGUCCAGAAUUAGAGUCCUGGAACUCCCUGGCGAAACAUAAGCCUGACCAGCACAACAGUCUUCGAGACAUGGCCAGCCACUGGCUGCUUACCUGGACCAGAAAGUACAAGGUUCACAUUGGGUCUGUGUUCCUAAGCAGUGAAGGAAUAGAGAGUGUGUUCGCACCUGUGGAGGUGCUCAAAUAUUUCUGCUCUGUGCAAAAAGGCAAACAGACUCGACCACCUCCACCUCCACCAGAGGGCAGGAAAGACGCUGUCAUCGUGCAUUCAGACUUGCCUAGACUGAAGCCAAUUCAGCGCCUGGGAGAGACGUACAGCAUGUCAAGGAUAAGGGAGCCUCAAGGACGUCUGCUGCCACCACUGCCAUAUCGACCCAUGUUGAUGGAUUUCCCAAGGUUCCUCUCUCUACCAUUGGCUCAUGUCACACUUUCUCCAUUCCCCUUUUCCCUGGAUUUUCAGACCUUCAGACGCCCCUCACCACAAAGAUACUUCUUCCUGGAACGCUCCUAUGUACAAUAUUACAGAUAGUUACUCCCAAAAGCAUUGCAUUCAAGCGGUGAAAGACUGUCUCUAUGAUGCAUCAAAUGUCACAAAUCAAAAAAUUUUGAUGAUCAAACUCACUUUAUCAUCUAGAAGUCUUUUAGUACAUACUUGACAGUUGAAUGUUUGAGACAUAUGGCUUGUUUUAUUGUGAAAGAAUAUACAGAGAGAAUGCUAGUUCUUUGAAAAGCAAUCUGCUUUACAUGACACCUCCUUGAGCACUGGGGAAGAUGCGUUGUGCAAAGCAGCAACGAAACACAGGCUGACCCCAUGCAGAGCAAGCCUUGGAAAACAGUUCUGUGCAGCCCAGUAUCCUCUAUAGGUAUUGGUAAUGCCAUUGGUAUUGGUAUUUUGGCCUUUAGAAUGGAUGGGGUCAAAUGAUGGCAUGAUAUACUCUUGAUGAUAUACUGUUUGAACAUCUCUAACCUUAUCCUCUCCCUCCACCUGAUAGACUGAUAGAUAAAUAAAUAAAUAGAUUAAUUAAAUAGCGAUAAUUUAUUUGAUUUUUUUAUUUUAUUUUAUGGAGGAUGUGAUGCAUCAAGGGUCAUUUUGUAAUCUGUUACCGUCUGAACUGUAAUCAAAUCAAAUUUUGAGGGCAGUGGAAAUUCACACCUCCAUCACACAGAAGAAUAGUUAAUAGAGAAAGAGAAAAGUAUUAAGAAUAUUCAUGGAAAGGUUUGGAAUUGAAUUGAAUCAUGAGAUUUGAUUUGCAAUAUAUUAACACUUCAGAUAUUUUGUCAAAGUAUCAUGAAAAUUACAGCACCGGUAAAUUAAAUGUACCAAGACAAUAAAACAUAAUACAACAACUACAGUCAAGAUAGCCUUCUGACAAUGUUUUA